CAAAAUUUCAUACCCUCCUCAAAAACUCCAAUAAGUCUCUAUUUACAUUUCCUAUUCUUUUAUCAGAGCAGAAACCAUAUCUACAAUGACGAAGAUGAGUCAUGACAAUCAUAGCGUAGCGGUGAAUGUGGCGCCGCAGGUCGGCUCCAAGUGCUACGACGACGACGGCCGCAUCAAACGGACUGGCUCUGUUUGGACGGCGAGCGCUCAUAUUAUCACGGCGGUUAUCGGCUCGGGCGUUCUGUCGUUGGCUUGGGCCACGGCGCAGCUGGGCUGGGUCGCUGGCCCGACCGUUAUGUUGUUGUUUGCUUUCGUUACGUAUUACACUUCCGUCCUUCUCUCCACGUGCUACAGAACAGGCGAUCCGGAUAACGGCAAACGAAACUACACAUACAUGGACGCCGUUAGGUCCAAUCUCGGUGGUUUUCAAGUGAAGGUGUGUGGAGCAGUUCAGUACAUGAAUCUGUUUGGAGUUGCGAUCGGUUACACCAUUGCUGCAUCUAUAAGCAUGAUGGCGAUUGAGAGGUCGAAUUGCUUCCACAGCAAAGGCGAUGCAAGUCCUUGCAGAGUUUCGAGCAAUCCUUACAUGAUUGCGUUUGGUGUUAUGGAGAUCAUCUUCUCACAGAUUCCCGAUUUUGAUCAGAUAUGGUGGCUCUCCAUCGUCGCCGCUGUCAUGUCCUUCACUUACUCCACCAUCGGCUUAGGCCUUGGCAUCGGGAAAGUUGCAGAAUCGGGGAAGGUGAUGGGGAGCAUGACCGGAAUCAGCAUCGGAACAGUCGUCGGAGUUCAAACAAUCGACGAAACACAGAAGAUCUGGAGAAGCUUCCAAGCUCUCGGCGCCAUAGCCUUCGCCUACUCCUACUCCUUAAUCCUAAUCGAGAUUCAGGACACGAUAAAAUCGCCGCCGUCGGAGUACAAGACGAUGAAGAAGGCGACGCUGCUGAGCGUGGCGGUCACCACCGUCUUCUACAUGCUCUGCGGCUGCUUCGGAUACGCCGCCUUCGGAGACCUCUCCCCAGGCAACCUCCUCACCGGAUUCGGUUUCUACAACCCGUACUGGCUCCUGGACAUCGCCAACGCGGCGAUCGUGAUCCACCUCAUCGGCGCGUACCAGGUGUACUGCCAGCCUCUGUUCGCCUUCGUGGAGAAGACGGCGGCGGAGUGGUUCCCCGACAGCAAGCUCAUCGGCAGAGAAAUCACUCUCCCAAUCCCCGGCUUCCGCUACAAGGUCACCGUGUUCCGCCUCGUCUGGAGAAGCGUGUUCGUGGUGCUCACCACCGUCAUCUCGAUGCUCAUGCCGUUCUUCAACGACGUCGUCGGAAUCCUCGGCGCAUUCGGAUUCUGGCCGCUGACGGUCUACUUCCCGGUGGAGAUGUACAUUGUGCAGAAGAAGAUUCCGAGGUGGAGCUCAAGGUGGAUAUGCCUGCAGAUGCUGAGCGCCGCGUGUCUCGUCAUAUCAAUCGCCGCCGCCGUCGGGUCUUUCGCCGGAGUAGUGUCAGAUCUCAAGACGUACAAGCCGUUCAAGACUUCCUACUGAUUUCGUAGUUUCAAUUUUUAAUGAGAGUAAAAAUUAAGAAGAAGAAACGAAGGAGAGAAAAUAGUUUAUGAUGUUCAUAAACAGGCCUAAAAAAGGCCGUAGAAUUUUACAAUAUUUACAAGAAGGAAAAAAUGAAGAAGGGGUUAUGAUGAUAUGUUAUGUUUGUAACAUUCAAGAAAUUAAAUCCCAUGAUUUUCCAGUUUAAA
This is a messenger RNA of Salvia hispanica, 1743 nucleotides long. RefSeq names its product amino acid permease 3-like. The record is from RefSeq and is a predicted model, not a curated record. NCBI's taxonomy places the organism in Eukaryota, Viridiplantae, Streptophyta, Magnoliopsida, Lamiales, Lamiaceae.